CACUAUAUAUAAAAACCUUGUAUUCUAUGAUCAUUCUAUUUCACCUUUCUCUCACCACCUACACUUUCAUAUCUUCCUAAAAUUCCCUUUUCAUCAUUCAUAUUCGUCAUCAUCGAUUCCUUGCAUCACAUAUAUUUUCUGUUUGUUUCUUUUUAAUUACUUGGUGAACUCAUGAGCUUCUGGGAUUCUUGAUUCUGCAAAUUUAAGUUAAAUUCAUGCAAAGAGAAUUAUCAAGAAAUUCAAGAUUUUGAAUAUGAAAGGUGAUAGCUUCACAGUUGAUAUGGAACCUUUCUCUCAUCUCAGCAACAAAGAUCUCACCCUAAGUUCAAGAAUUAUUAGGAGUCCAUCAAGAAAAGAGUCGCAAAAGGAGACUGAUAAGAAGAUGAAUUCGAAAUGUGUAAUGGAUGACGGAGAUGCUAUCCAUUUAAAUAAAGGUUCUCCAACUUCUUUAAUGGCGGGAGCCAUGCCAGAAAAGCUGAUGCUGCUGGAUCAGACCACCGACCACACCAACAGUCCACAAGUCCACCAUCAAAUUACAAUCAUGACCAGUGGCACCAACCCGACCACCACCGCGGCCGCCACAACCAAAACGCCUGGGACACCAACCAAAAGCAGUGUUUCUUGGAAAAGAUCAAGAAGUUUCAAGCAAUCAUCCAUAAUCAACCCUAGAAGACUCCUCAUGUUCUUUGCCACCUUGUCAAGUAUGGGAACCGUCCUGCUGAUAUGCCUAACACUCUCCAUGUCAAGAUACACUGAAGAUGACAACUCGCACGCCUAAAUCUAACAGACCAUUAGUAGUGUGUAUGAGUGCUGGCUGUUUUUUGCUUUUUCAUCUCUCGGCUACCUUUGUUUAUAGAAAAAGGUUAAAGGGCACUAUGAAUAAGAUGUUGGAAGAAUCUUAUUAAAAGUAUGGAAGAGAUUGAGUAAAAAAAUACAUGGUUAGAAUACCUUUAAUUUGUGGCCAGAAAUUGCAAUAUUUUCUGUUCCUCCAACCUUUGUGUACAUCCGUUUAUGCUUUAUGAGUAUGCAGUAUAGUUUGUGGCUCUC
Messenger RNA from Helianthus annuus (common sunflower), 1047 nucleotides. RefSeq lists its product as uncharacterized. The record is from RefSeq and is a predicted model, not a curated record. The coding region runs from base 254 to 778 and encodes 174 amino acids. Lineage: Eukaryota; Viridiplantae; Streptophyta; Magnoliopsida; Asterales; Asteraceae. The transcript is spliced from 4 exons.